AUGAAGGCAUCAGUCAUGCCAGAUAGGGUUGUGGAGUUGGCGCCCGCGUCCGUUGACGAGACCGUAGUCGUAGUCCAAGAUGGGGUCCGGUUGAACGCCGCGGGCUACAAGGAUCAGCUGAAUCGUCAAUAUGGAUUUUUUGGGCUGGCAAGCAUGGCCCUGACGGUUGACAGCGCCUGGGUCGCCCUAGGCUCGUCCAUUUCCGUGUCGAUUCUCAAUGGUGGCCCACCCGGCAUCAUUUACGGCCUAAUUGUCGCCGUCUUCUAUUACUCCCUCAUCGGCUUGAGUUUAGCAGAGCUUGCUUCGUCGGUCCCCACCGCGGGCGGCGUCUACCACUGGGCUACCAUCGCAGGUGGUCCUCGCUGGGGGCGAGCCCUCGGUUUCUUCACCGGUUGGAUCAACUUCUACGGCUGGCUUUUCUCGCUGGCAUCCCUGAUGCAAAUCGCGAGCAAUGUCGCCGUGAGCAUGUACGCCGUGUAUCACUGGGAUGACUACGUCAUCCAGCCCUUCCACGUCUUUAUCGGAUACCUCAUCAUUCUGUGGGGGUCUGCGGGCUUCACUGUAUUCGCCAACAAGUACGCGCCAUAUACCCAGUAUGCCGGAACGCUAUUCGUUUUGAUCGGCGGAGUCGUCACCAUCAUAGUGUUGGCCGCUAUGCCGAAGCAACAUGCGAGCAAUCACUUUGUAUGGGGCUCUUUCGACGAGAACAACGCCACAGGAUGGUCUGGGGGCGUAGCUUUCCUCCUAGGCGUUCUCAACGGUGCCUUUACGAUCGGGACUCCUGACUCGAUCACGCACAUGGCUGAAGAAAUGCCGCACCCCAAAAAGGACCUCCCGAAAGCGAUUCUCCUCCAGAUAUCCUUGGGAUUUGUCUAUGCCUUCUGCUUCGCCGUUGCGCUUUCGUAUGCCAUCACGGACAUCACGGCCCUCCAAGGCGGGUCCAACUCCUUCCCGCUGGCCAACAUCUACGUGCAAGCCACUACGGGCAGCAAUGGAGUCCGAAACCCAGGUGCAGCAUUCGGUCUGCUGUUCAUCGUACUGGGCUGUACGCUGACAUGUUGCGUGGCCGCGAAUUUGACGGCUUCGAGGACUUACUGGGCGCUUGCCCGCGACAACGCUGUACCUUUGUCAAGCGUCUUUGCACAGGUUAAUGAGCGUCUGAGUUGUCCUGUCUGGUCAACUUUGUUUGUCUGUGUGGUCGCAACCGCGCUGGGCGCCAUACCGCUCGGGAGCUCAACAGCUUUCCUAGCACUAACAAGUUCGUUCAUCAUUCUCACGACCGUAUCAUACGCCAUCCCAUUCGCGGCAAACAUGCUCUCGGGCCGGAAGUACUUUCCUAGCGGGUCUUUCCACCUGGGCAAGGCAGGAUACCUCAUCAAUGGCCUAGCCGUGCUCUUCAUCGUCUUGUUUGACAUUUUGUUUUGUUUCCCAUUUGUGUUGCCGACCACGGUAGCAACGAUGAAUUGGAGCAGCGUCAUCUUGGUGGGAACGGUGGCGAUCACGGGGUUAUGGUGGGCAGUCCACGCAGUCCAUCAUUAUCCUGGGCCCAAAGUGAUGGGGCUCUACAUCGACACGGAAGGCGUGAGACCGAUUGCUACAGAAAAGGAUGUGGCGGCUGCUGCUUCUGCUUCAUUGGAGUCGAAGGAACCUCACGCAUUACAAUGA
Molecule: messenger RNA, 1665 nt
Organism: Colletotrichum orchidophilum
Lineage: Eukaryota; Fungi; Ascomycota; Sordariomycetes; Glomerellales; Glomerellaceae
Product: choline transporter
Exons: 7
Coding region: 1-1665 (554 amino acids)
Biological process (GO): transmembrane transport
Cellular component (GO): membrane
Molecular function (GO): transmembrane transporter activity
Source: RefSeq, a predicted model, not a curated record